This is a messenger RNA of Microthlaspi erraticum, 2040 nucleotides long. The record is from the annotation of a GenBank genome assembly. NCBI's taxonomy places the organism in Eukaryota, Viridiplantae, Streptophyta, Magnoliopsida, Brassicales, Brassicaceae.
AUGGAAUCAAUGACGCCAAUCUCGUGCCCUACGACUCCUCGUUGGAACCAAGACAGGCCCUUCCUCACUGGCCGCUUCCACCAGGAAACGAGGGCAAGCUCCAAGUUAGCUGAUUCUAAGCGGUUUCCUAUAGACUCGUCUAGCAAUUCUGGAGUAGAGCAGGCAAUUGGCUGCUAUGACACACCGGUUCAGGAACUUAUUGUCAUUGAUGAUCUCUUAUCUGCUUUGGUUGGAAUUGAAGGGAGAUAUAUAUCAAUUAAAAGAUUCCAUGGGAAGGAGGAUAGUAUAGCUUUCCAAGUUGAUCCAUCAAUGGAUUUGGCAUUGCAGGAAUUGGCAAAAAGAAUAUUCCCGUUGUGUGAAUGUUUUCUGCUGAUUGACCAAUUUGUGGAGUCAAGCUCGCAGUUCAAGAACGGGCUAGUUAACCAUGCAUUCGCAGCUGCACUCAGAGCACUCCUCCUUGACUAUCAAGCCAUGGUGGCACAAUUAGAACAUCAAUUUCGACUUGGAAGACUUUCUAUCCAAGGAUUAUGGUUUUACUGUCAGCCCAUGAUGGGAUCCAUGCGCGCAUUGGCUGCAGUAGUUCAGCAGGCUUCGGCGAAGCAUUUCGUGGGUUCUGGUGUGCUUAAUCUCUUGCAGAGUCAGGCUAAAGCGAUGGCUGGUGAUAAUUCAGUGAGAUCAUUGUUAGAGAAAAUGACCGAGUGUGCAAGCAAUGCAUACCUGAGCAUAUUGGAAAGGUGGGUCUAUGAAGGGAUCAUUGAUGAUCCGUAUGGGGAGUUUUUCAUUGCUGAGAACAGGUCUCUUAAAAAGGAGAGCCUCAGUCAGGACUCUACGGCUAAAUAUUGGAGCCAAAGAUACAGUCUCAAGGAUACUAUUCCUGGCUUUCUUGCAAACAUUGCUCCAACAAUAUUGACCACAGGGAAAUAUCUAAACGUUAUGAGAGAAUGUGGGCACAAUGUCCAGGUUCCCAUCUCAGAGAGGUCUAAGUUAACAAUAUUUGGUUCAAAUCAUCAUUAUCUUGAAUGCAUAAAAGCUGCUCACGAAUUUGCUAGUAUAGAGCUUGUGAGUCUCAUCAAAGACAAGUAUGACCUCAUUGGAAGGCUUAGAUCUAUAAAGCACUAUCUUCUUCUGGACCAGGGUGAUUUCUUGGUUCAUUUUAUGGACAUUGCUCGAGAGGAGCUCAACAAAAAAGUGCAGGAAAUCUCUGUUGAAAAGUUGCAGUCUUUGCUAGAUCUUGCUCUACGUACCACAGCAGCUGCAGCAGAUCCUCGCCAUGAGGACUUGACUUGUUGUGUGGAUCGAGCUUCAUUGCUUACGACUUUGGGAAUGCACAAGGACGCUGAUAGCAAUAGUAUAGAGGACCCAGUGAGCAUCACUGGUCUAGAGACAUUUUCCUUGAGCUACAAGGUGCAAUGGCCACUAUCUAUUGUCAUAUCAAAGAAAGCCCUGUCGAAGUACCAGUUAAUUUUCCGCUUUCUUUUUAAUUGCAAACAUGUGGAACGCCAGCUUUGCGUUGCUUGGCAGAUACAUCAAGGGAUUCGGUCUAUGAACUCAAAUGGUACAGCAAUUCGUAGAUCAUCGCUUCUCUGCCGUAGCAUGCUUAAAUUCAUCAGUAGCCUUCUACAUUAUCUUACAUUUGAGGUUCUCGAACCAAAUUGGCAUGUGAUGCACGAUAGACUACAAUCCACUAGGAGUGUAGAUGAAGUGAUACAGCAUCACGACUUCUUUCUUGAUAAAUGUCUGAGAGGAUGCUUGCUUCUUUUACCUGAUGUCCUCAAGAAAAUGGAGAAGUUGAAAUCAGUGUGCCUGCAAUAUGCGGCAGCCACACAGUGGUUAAUAUCAUCGUCAAUCGACAUCAAUAGCCAGUCUCAUCCGCAGAAGACAAUGAUAAGAGACGCAACAGUGACAGAGUCUAUAUUCAAUUUUGAGAGGGAAUUCAACUCAGAGUUGCAGAGCUUAGGACCAGUCUUGAGCAAAGGCUCCCAGGCUGAGCCAUACUUGACUCAUCUGUCCCAGUGGAUCCUUGGUGUUUCGAAAGAAUGA